CAAGCAGCUAACGGGACCCACAGAGCAGACCGGAGGAGAGAGUCAAUUAUAGCCUCUCUGCCAGACCUCGUUAUUUCUUUUUCUCCCUUGCCAAAACACGCACUUCUUCUUCUCGCUCGGAGGAAAUUACAGCAUGCACAGACCUGUAAUUAGAGCUUGCUAUGGACUCCUUUUGUUUCAGCGAGAGACAGAGCAGUAAAGCAGCAACAGUCAAACGGGAACCAUCCAGUGGAAAUACUAUCUGAUAACUCCAUUUGCUCGGCGCGGAGCUUGUUGCCUGCCAGUGAGUAUCCGAGCUCGAGCCCUUCUCGUCGCGCGGAGCUGGAGGCCGACCUCGCGCGGUAGUCUGUCCGCGUUUUACCUGUACUUUUUUGGGACUCUUGCGUACCUUUUUUUACCUACCUACCCCUCCAGUCAAUAACUUUACAGCCAUUACGCUCAAAAGAGACAAACGAGGGACAAUGGUGAAUCCUGGAGGCAGCAGCCAGCCACCACCGGUGGGCACAGGUUCCCUGUCCUGGAAGCGGUGUGCAGGCUGCGGGGGCAAGAUCGCAGACCGUUUCCUCCUCUACACCAUGGACAGCUACUGGCACAGCCGAUGCCUCAAGUGCUCCUGCUGCCAGGCCCAGCUGGGCGAAAUCGGCACGUCAUGCUACACAAAAAGCGGCAUGAUCCUCUGUAGAAAUGACUACAUCAGAUUAUUUGGAAACAGUGGAGCUUGCAGCGCUUGUGGUCAGUCCAUUCCAGCCAGCGAACUGGUGAUGCGGGCGCAGGGCAACGUGUACCAUCUCAAGUGUUUCACAUGUUCCACCUGCCGGAACCGGCUCGUCCCCGGGGAUCGGUUCCACUACAUCAACGGCAGUCUCUUCUGCGAACACGACAGACCCACAGCACUCAUCAACGGCCAUUUGAGUUCACUCCAGACGAACCCACUACUGCCGGACCAGAAGGUGUGUUAGGCGGGGAGCCGUGCAGGAAGCAGAAUGUGUGCCUUCAUUUUAGCCCUUGCUCAUUGUCACCCGAGACAGCGUGGAUCAGCAGCACCCCAGCCUUUUAGCUGUGCUCCCAGGCCCUUUCGCCCUAAAGGAAUCCUCCACCCAUCUCACCAGUAUCCUGACCUUUGAUUUCUGCAAACCCCAUACCCAGCGCUCAGCCUUCAACCUUGGCUUUUUCCCCAGAUAUGGGUGGAUACUUGCACUUACAUACCUGAAUCAGAAUGAUGGGGACUCCAUGAUCUUGGAACUUGAAAAAAAGACUGAUCAGAAUCCAAGGGGACUCUUCAGAGAGAGAAAUUACAUAACAUGCAAGAGGAUGUUGUGAUGGAAAAAGACUAAUGAGGUUAAAGAGAUGCAGGCUUUCAACUCUGCAUAUUUGUUAAAAAAGACAUUAAAGGGGAAAUCCGGGAACUUUUCUUUUUUCCUCACUUCCUUUUCUAUCCUUAUUUCCCAGCAACAUGGUGUUUCCACUUUAUAUAUUUUAAGUGUUGUCAAAGGGGAAUGUGUUUUUUUCUUUGGUGGUCUCUCUCUCUAUAUACAUAUAUAUAUAAAGAUGGGGUUUUAAACAAAUCUGUGGCUUUUUGUGGAAAACAAAUCAUGAACACUCUCUUGGUGUAUUUGUAAAACUACCAUGUAUGUACAGUAUGCAUGUAAAUGUCGUUGUCCAGGCGUGGCUACAGUACAUCUGACCCUCCGCACUCAGCUCCAGUUCUCCCACCCCCCUACCGAUACCUGAACCCGUGGCAAACUGAAAAAAAUCUGCUCAUAGUCAGUAAUGUAGAGACCAUCACCAACAUAUAAAUGCUGAAUGAAAGAGAAAUUUAUUUGUGAUAUUUUCCGAGACAUUUGCUCCAGUAUGGUGUAUUUAAUUAAUAAAAAUAUUGAAGAUUUAAAAGCCUCCUUUAAUUCAUUUUUCAUCGUAACUCUUCAGUUACAAUUUGGUCAUUGAGGGUUGAUAAACUUGGUUUUAAAGGGCAUAGCAGCGCAAGCUUUGAGCAGUUUUUCUUUCAUGCUGAGAUGAAUGUAUUUCAUACAAAACCAAAGUAGGAAUUUCAGGCAGAACUUCACUAACUUUUAAGGUGCAUGGAGGGAGACCAAAAGCAUUGAAGGAACAAAAAGCUCCCAGCAACCCUUUUAGUUUAGAGAAACAACAGCUGGGAUACCCCUGAUGAAGGCCACAAGCUAAAAUGCACUGGUGUUGAAUAGUGCUGCACAAUUAAUCCAAACGCAAUCGCGAUGUCAGGCUGUGCAAUUACAUAACUGCAUAAAAGGCUGCAAUUAUUUUUCUAUUAAUGGUACUUGAAUGAUUUACAAAAAUGCCCUGCAGAAAGGCUUUUGUGACACCACUGUAUUUAGUAAAAGAACCUUUAUUGUCAACACAGGAAAACUUUUAUUUUUUGGGAUUAUAUGAAGUUUGAAUUUGAAUUGGUCAACUGAAUUUUGAAGCCAGUGGUGUAAAAACUUGAGGUUUCGUAUUUUUUUCCAAUGCUACUGAAUAUUUGUUUGUUUUAAGUUGAGAAAUACUUCAGAACUAUUAUUCUCUGCAUUUUCUUUGAUAACCAAGCCAGUAGAUUCAUGAUAACAAUCACCAGAUCAUGCAGCACCAGCCUUGAAAAAUCUGUAACUACAAGUGUUGCUGAGCUUUUUGUGUCUCACAUGAAAAAAAAUAGUUUCAGCCCAAGCAGGUUAUUUUCUUUAAUUUAAUACAAGAGUGUCUGGAGGCAGCCUGAAGCUUCUGCUCUCAUAGCCCUUCUUGGUUUCAAGCCCUCUCAGCUGGUGCCAUGAAGAGAUGCCCCCCCUUGA
Cheilinus undulatus (humphead wrasse) is the source of this 2798-nucleotide messenger RNA. It is a transcript of the gene lmo4b, whose product is annotated as LIM domain only 4b. The transcript is spliced from 5 exons. NCBI's taxonomy places the organism in Eukaryota, Metazoa, Chordata, Actinopteri, Labriformes, Labridae. The record is from RefSeq and is a predicted model, not a curated record. The coding region runs from base 462 to 959 and encodes 165 amino acids.